Melozone crissalis (California towhee) is the source of this 2993-nucleotide messenger RNA. RefSeq names its product coiled-coil domain containing 57 (gene CCDC57). Bases 1 to 2604 code for a protein of 867 amino acids. NCBI's taxonomy places the organism in Eukaryota, Metazoa, Chordata, Aves, Passeriformes, Passerellidae. The record is from RefSeq and is a predicted model, not a curated record. The transcript has 13 exons.
AUGGCGGAAACAAAGCCCGAGCUCGCGGGCGUCCCACGAGCCACCGGUGUGGCACUGUACGUGCCCUCGGGCCGGCGGCACUACGCGCCUAGGCGCGGAGUGGUGCCCGGUGGCCAGCACCGCUCAGCGCCCGGACAGCGCUUUCAGGCUGGUGGCGCUGAGGACGUUGGGCGACCCAUACGGCAACGCGGGUUUCCCGACGAAGAGCUGAGCCCGCGUGGCCCCACGAGCGAGGAGAAACGCAGCCAGUGGGACGACGCCGCGCCGACUCCCGUGGUGUGGUGCCAAGGGGUGCGAGAACAGUCGGCGUCGUGCCCACGUCCCCACCGGCGCCCAGCCUUGGGCGGCGCAAGGGCUCAUCCGCCGGCCCAGAGACCCCCACGCAGAGAAGCGCCCUCGGUCAGGUCGGCGCUCCGGGUUCGGCUCACCCGGCUCCGGACCCCCCACUCCGCGCUCCCCGCGGCGUUCGUCCGCGUGCCCCGGCAAGGACUCCGCAGCAUCGCGCACGACGGCCCCGCCUCAGUACCUGAGUCACGUCCCGCGUCUCGGCGCGGGGAUGCCCGUGCUGGCGCCGGACCGCAGCCCGCUGUGCCCGUGUGCCCGCGCAGAGCCGCACGGCCCGUCUGCUCCCGGCCUGGGGAGCGCUCCCGCGCGGCGGCUCUGGGGCUGCUCGCCCCGCCCUCCACGCGGGGCGUGCCCUGGGUCCUAUCGCCGCCGCGGCGACUCCCCCUCCGCUACAGGUUCUUCGGGGCCCGGGCCCCGGCCGCGCGCAGCGCGACUCCACCGGCGCCGGCUCCGAGCGGGGCGCCGGCGCCUCAUAAGGCAUCAGCACGAGCUUUGCGCUGCUUGCGUACAGUGCAACGCGGGGCUGGACCCAGCCGGCACGAAUGCUGCGCUGGCUGUCCGGAGGAAGAGGACCUGAGCAGUGGACUUCAACUUAUGAAUGGAUUUCUGCUGUUGAGGGCCGGAGCGGCGGCGGCAGCAGCGGCCCCGCCGCGGCGGCGCCAUGGAGACGGGCCCGCCCCCGCGGGGCCCCGCCCGCCGCGGCCCGAGCGGCCUGCGGCCGGGAGCGGAGCCAUGCGGAGGUCUAAACAACAGCUGUCUCCGGCAGCUGAGCUAGAAUGGAUUCUGAAACAGAGUAAAACACAAGCAGAACUUAACUGGCAGCAGCUCUGUGAGAAUGCUGAAUGUAAUUGGUAUCAGAAAUCAGAGGAUCCAACACACAGCCUAUCUUCAUCAAGAGAGGAGGUUCAAGGUGAUCUACAGAAAACAGACUACAGGUUGCAUGAAGUGAAGAGUGUUCUUUCUGCUUUUACUGUUGAGAGAGAACAGACAAUACAAGCAUCGUUUAAUCACAGUAUUUCACCUGAAGGGGAGAAACAGAUAUUUCCGUAUGAUGAGGAAAGUUCUCUGUAUAAAUAUAUCCCUGCUUUGGAAAUAAAAAAGCUGCAGGAACAGAAUGCCAGCCUUCGGGCUGCUAUUGCACAAAUGAGGAAAGAAAUGGAGAGUCUUGAUGAGCAGAUGUUGUCUUCUCUUCCUCAAACAGAAGACAGACAGUUUGCAGAGCAAGGUUCAUUAAACACAAACAAAAUUUCAACUGGAACCACACUGAGCAACAUCAAAGUCAGUUCAGCUAAAUUGGAUUGUUUAGUAAACCCAGACAUGGAAGAGGGGCCAGAACCCAAAGUUCUUGAAGAAAACAUGGUCAAUUUUGGACAACAGCUACCCGAUGUAGGUACUGGUAAUGGUUGUCAAUAUAGUGUCAAACACAUUCUACAAGGAAUGCAAAAUAAACUCAAGGAAGCAGCAAGAAAAAUUUCAAUUCUGAGCCAAGAAAAGCGGCAGCUGAUUGAAAUGGGAAACAGACUCAGGGCAGAACUUGGAAUGGUGUUAAAGGAAGGAGUCUGGCAUCCUGUUAGCUCUAAACACUGCACAGUUUGUAUUGCCUCUGGUAGUCUUCUUCCAAGAGAACUUGUCAAAAGAACACAGUGUCAGCUAUCAGUUCUAAAGCAUCUACAGCACAGACUCACAACACAGGAGCUGCAGUGCACAAGGCAACAGCAUCCUUCAAGGUUCGCUUCUCUUACUGCCUGCCCUAGCUUAAAGGAAGAAGAAGCUCCAAGCAGCUGUGGAGAAGAAACAGGAUUACCAUCCAGUGAGGUUUGGAUAGAUUUCUCUAUUGAAAAUCAUGGGCCAGAUACAUUCUCAGCAACAAAGGAAGAUACAACCACAGAGAUUUUUCAAACUCAGCUGCUCACUCAGAGUCCUAGUCAUGUCCAACAGGUUCAGCUUUCUUCAUCUAGAAUGCAUAAUUUCUGUCAAAUUUUAGAUACGGGAGCAAGCCGUUCUCUACUCAGUCCUCAAAAGAACACCAGCCAGGGGGUGUUUGAAGUUGUACAUUCAAUCAAGCAAUCUGAAGAAUCUUGGCAAAAUGUCAAAGCCAAGGAUAACCUUGAAACAUCAGCUGAAGAUUUGACAGUCAGAGGAACAAGGCUGGAAGUUCAGCAGAAGUUAAAAUCCAGGAGUUUAUUUUGUGCUCAUCUAUUAAAACCAAAAAUGUCUUCCAGCAUGACAAAAAUCCGCAAUUAUAAUAUUAAAGACUGAUUUCUAUGUUGUCAGCAUGUUGUAGGUUCACACUUGCUAUGAACUUACUUUGACAUCUCUAUAUCAGGUCUAAUUAUCAGCCUCAGUUUUGUAUGUCAGGUUGAGAUAUUUGCAGCCAGAAGAGAGAACAAAUACCCUGCUUCAUACAGUGAAGCCUAAAAUAAAGGGUUAAUCUGUGUGCAUUAUGAAGUUACAAUCUUUGUUGUUGAUGCUGAUUUAUUUUAAUUAUAUAUAUUGAGAUUUUCUUGCAUCAUGGAUUUAGAAAUGCUCAGUUAACACAUAGGUAAAGCCUUGUGCCUUCAGGCAGGACUUGCAGGACUUCAGCAGAUGUUUUGUUGAGAAACUGUAGAUGUGAUUUCAGCUUAGAAGUGGGAUGCCUCAACCUACUU